Messenger RNA from Prunus dulcis (almond), 7833 nucleotides. RefSeq lists its product as uncharacterized. Gene Ontology annotation, molecular function: nucleic acid binding. The record is from RefSeq and is a predicted model, not a curated record. NCBI's taxonomy places the organism in Eukaryota, Viridiplantae, Streptophyta, Magnoliopsida, Rosales, Rosaceae. Gene Ontology annotation, biological process: DNA integration.
AUGUCUACUAAUCCUUUCCUUGAACAAGUGAGGUCUUCAUUCCAACGUUCGAGAUCUUUGAACGCAGGGCCAUCUUUGCAACCAAACCGGGUGAUCUCUGAAAUUCAGAAUCGUCUAGAAAAAGAGUUAGCAACUGCAAAAGAGCAAGCCAUUGCCACAUUUGAAGGUCUUGCUAUCCACACUGACCUCCCAGGGUCUUCACCUUCAAAUUCGGAAUCAAGUUCAGACCAAGAAGAAGAAGAGAUGGCUGCCAAUGAGUUCAUGGGAGACCUUUAUAUCCCAACAAUUCCAGCAUCCCCUUCAAGCAUCUUGCUGCCCACCGCAGCUCGAAACUAUGAGCUUAAAUCUUCUCAUCUUAAUAUGCUCCCUUCUUUUUAUGGUUUACCUAAUGAAGAUCCAUUAACUCAUAUAAAGGAUAUUUUUAAUGUUGUGAGCUCUUUUCCCUUGACAGGUGUGACAGAAGAGCAACUUCGAAUGAGAGUGUUUCCGUACACUUUGAAAGAUAAGGCGAAAUAUUGGUUGAAUUCUUUGAAGCCUGGUGGUUCUUAUAAGACUAAAACUCCAGAAGAAACAUAUGAACUCUUUGAGGAGAUAGCAAUGGAGACCCAACACACCGAUACAAGAGGUAAGCGUAUUGCUGGUGGUUCUAAUGAUUCUUCCAGUGUGCAGAUUUCCAAAUUGGAACAAAAGCUAGAUGCCCUCCUUGCAUUGAACUCAAGAAACCCUUUGAAGGAAGAGUGUAGCAUCUGUGAAACUCAUGAUCAUCCUACCAUUUCUUGUCCCUUUGGGGCUGCAUAUCCAGAAUUUGUGCAAAAGCAAGCUAAGUUGGUGAAUUCCUACAACCGAGGUCCAAUAAAUGACCCAUAUUCUCAAAGUUAUAAUCCAGGUUGGAGGAAUCAUCCAAACUUUUCAUGGAGGAAUACACAGAAUCAAGCGAAUCCCCCUUCACUUCAAAGGCCACAACAAUCAUCAUCGUUGGAGGAUAUAGUGAAGCAAAUGGCAAUCAACCAAUCCAAUUUCCAGCAAACAACACAAGCUGCCAUCUCCAAGUUGGAAGUCCAAUUGGGCCAGAUAGCUACUGAAAUAGCUCAAAGAGAACCUGGGAAAUGGCCAAAGGAUGAAGAUGAAGAGGAAACCACAGCUAUGGAAGGAGAACAACCCAAAACGUCCCAAUCUGCUCCUAAGGCCAAAUCUGAUUCUCGGGAACCCAAUCCAUUUCAAUUGCAUAAAAGAGAUGACAAAUUUGUGCCAUCACAUCUUCAUCAAGAUAGAUACAUCCCACCUCCUCCAUAUAUUCCACCGAAUCCAUUUCCAGGCCGUUUGAAGAAAGCAAAUCAAGAUAAGGCUUUUAAAGAGAUUUAUGAUAUUUUGAGUAAAGUUAAUAUCAAUUUGCCCUUGCUUGAUGUUGUUAAACAGAUUCCUGCAUAUGGAAAGUUCAUCAAGCACUUGAUGACUCACAAGCUCAAUUUUACUCCAAGUGAAGAAGGAAAGCUCAACAAGAAUGUGAGUGCUGUGUUGCAAAGGAAGCUUCCACCAAAACUAGAAGAUCCUGGCAGCUUUAACAUUCCCAUUAACAUCGGAGAUAAGGCGGUUGGAAGAGCCAUGUUGGACUUGGGAGCAAGCAUCAAUGUAAUGCCAUAUUCAGUUUAUCAGGCGCUUGGCUUAGAAGGGAUAAAGAAAACCUCAAUUCGUCUUGAACUAGCUGAUCAUUCUAUCAAAUAUACAAGAGGUAUUGUAGAAGAUAUUUUAGUUCAAGUUAAUACACUCAUUCUUCCGGCUGAUUUUGUAGUGAUGGAUAUGGAGGAUAACCCAUAUGUAGACCGUGUUGAUCCCAUUCUCCUCGGGCGACCAUUCAUGGCCCCUGCAGACACAAUCAUCAAAGUGAAAGAUGGCACCCUCUCCAUGACUGUUUUGGGUGAAACUGUUGAAUUUAAAGUGUUUGAUGCUCUGUCUCAACCUUCUAUCACUCUUGAUACUUGUUUUUCAAUUGAUGUUGUGGAUCAUGAGGUUUCUUCUAAAAUUGUGCAGAAAAAGUCUAAUGAUGCUUUGGAAGCGGCCCUAACACAAGAAGAGGAAGAUCUCUUUGAAUCAGAGUUCCAAGAAGUGAUGGCUGCCUUAGAAGUGUUUCAACCAUACCCACCAUCCUUUAGGCCACCACUUGAGCCUCUUGCAUCAUCCUCCACAAAAUUGGAGCCAUCCAUUAUCACCCCACCAAAGCUAGAACUUAAACCUCUACCCAAUCAUCUUAAAUAUGCUUAUUUGGGUGCUAAUGAAACCCUCCCUGUUAUAAUUGCUGCAAGUCUCACUUCACAUGAAGAGGACAGUUUAAUUGAAGUUCUGAAAGAACAUAAAACAGCCCUUGGAUGGACCAUAGCAGACAUCAAAGGAAUUAGUCCAAGCAUGUGCAUGCACCAAAUUUUAAUGGAAGAAGACAGCAAACCAUCUCGUGAUGCACAAAGGAGGCUAAAUCCCAAUAUGAAAGAGGUGAAGUUCGGAAUCACCGUUGUAAAGAAUGAGAAGAAUGAGCUAGUUCCAACACGCACUAUCACCGGUUGGAGAGUUUGCAUUGAUUAUAGGAAGUUGAACACAUCCACGAGAAAAGAUCAUUUUUCCUUGCCUUUUAUUGAUCAAAUGCUUGACCGUUUAUCUGGCCAUGCUUACUACUGUUUUCUUGAUGGAUUUUCAGGUUAUAAUCAAAUUCCCAUUGCUCCGGAAGACCAGGAGAAAACCGCGUUCACAUGCCCAUUUGGUACAUUUGCUUAUAGAAGGAUGCCAUUUGGUUUGUGCAAUGCUCCAGCAACUUUCCAAAGAUGCAUGAUGGCAAUCUUUUCUGAUAUGGUGGAGCGAUUCAUGGAGGUAUUUAUGGAUGAUUUUUCAGUUUUUGGUUCAUCUUUUGAUGAUUGUCUUCACCACUUGUCUCUAGUGCUUACAAGAUGUCAGGAAACAAAUCUGAUUUUGAAUUGGGAGAAGUGUCACUUCAUGGUAAGACAAGGAAUUGUGCUAGGCCAUGUUGUUUCAAACAAAGGAAUUCAAGUGGACAAAGCCAAGAUAAAUAUCAUCACAAAUCUACCACCCCCUUCCUCUGUUAAAGGAGUUAGAAGCUUUCUGGGCCAUGCCGGAUUCUAUAGAAGGUUCAUAAAUUUUUCAAGCAUUUCAAGACCAUUGUGUAAUCUCCUUGCUAAGGAUUCUAUUUUUGAGUUUGACGAGAUUUGCAUGGAAGCCUUUACGACUUUGAAGAAAGAGCUAACUUCAGCCCCUAUUAUCAUAGCUCCAGAUUGGUCUUUACCAUUUGAAAUAAUGUGUGAUGCCUCUGACUUUGCUAUUGGUGCAGUUUUAGGUCAAAAGAAGAACAAGCUUCCCCAUGUGAUUCAUUAUGCAAGUCGGACCUUGAAUGAUGCCCAACUCAAUUACUCCACAACAGAAAAGGAGUUGCUUGCUGUGGUUUUUGCUUUAGAAAAAUUUCGUCCUUACCUUGUUGGUUCUAAAGUAAUUGUUUAUUCUGACCAUGCAGCUCUUAGAUACUUGCUCACUAAGAAGGAUGCCAAACCUCUCUUGAUCAGAUGGAUUCUCUUGCUGCAAGAGUUCGAUUUGGAGAUUCGAGACAAGAAGGGAUGUGAAAAUGUGGUGGCUGACCAUUUGAGCAGAAUUGUGGUUAAAGAGCAAGGAGAAGCUGUACUACCAUUGAAUGAGACUUUCCCAGAUGAACAACUAUAUGUUGCCCAAGUCAAAGAGCCAUGGUAUGCUGAUUUUGUUAAUUAUCUUGCUUGUGGUGUUCUUAGAAAUGAUCUAACUUAUCAAGACAAAAAAAAGUUCUUUUCCAUGGUGAAACAUUAUGUCUGGGAUGAACCUUUCUUAUUCAAGCAUUGCCCAGAUCAACUCAUUAGAAGAUGUGUUCCAGAAGAAGAAAAGUGUGAUAGGUGUCAAAGGAUGGGAAACAUAAGCCGCAGGAAUGAACUGCCAUUGAAGAACAUACUCUUUGUGGAACUCUUUGAUGUAUGGGGUAUUGAUUUCAUGGGACCAUUCCCAUCUUCCUUUGGUUAUACCUACAUACUUGUUGCUGUUGAUUAUGUGUCUAAAUGGGUGGAAGCCAUAGCCACCAAAACCAAUGAUCAUAAGGUGGUCCUGAAGUUCUUGAGGGACAAUAUUUUCACAAGGUUUGGUACUCAAAGGGCUGUCAUUAGUGAUGGAGGCAGCCACUUCUGCAACAAGCUAUUUGAAGCACUCAUGAAGAAGUACAAUAUCACCCACAGAGUCUCUACACCAUAUCAUCCUCAAACUUCUGGUCAAGUAGAAAUAAGCAACAGAGAAAUUAAGCAGAUCGUAGAGAAGGUGGUGAAUAGUACAAGGAAAGAUUGGGCUGCCAAGCUCAAUGAUGCAUUAUGGGCUUAUAGGACUGCAUAUAAGACUCCCAUCGGAAUGAGCCCUUAUCGUCUUGUGUUUGGAAAAGCCUGUCACUUGCCAAUGGAGCUUGAACACAAUGCUUUUUGGGCCAUCAAGAAGUUGAAUUUUGAUCUGAACAAGGCCGGCCAUGUUAGAAAGUUUCAGCUCAAUGAAUUGGAAGAAAUUCGACAUGAGUCCUAUGAUAGUGCAAAGCUAUACAAAGAACGUACCAAGAGUUACCAUGACAGGAACAUUCAACGGAAAGAAUUCACCAAAGGUAUGUCGGUUCUUUUGUUUAACUCACGUUUGCGUCUCUUUCCAGGAAAAUUGAAGUCUAGGUGGCUUGGCCCAUUCACCGUGGUCAAUGUAUCUCCCUAUGGAGCUGUGGAGAUUCAAAAUCCUAAAGAUGGCUCUACUUUCAAAGUAAAUGGACAACGUUUAAAGCCAUUCUAUGAGGGAAUGUCAGUUGGAAUUCAAACUGGUCAUGUGGUGGAUCAUCUUCCCUUCAUACAAUCAAUCCUCGUGGGUACGACCUCGUACUUGUCUUGCUAUACUACUAAUUGGCCCGUACAAUUGCGAGUUAACAUUUUAACAACAGCACCAGAGUUGGAAUUAAAGCAAUUGCCAAAACACCUUAAAUAUGCUUAUUUAGGUGAAAAUGAGACUCUACCUGUUAUCAUUGCCUCACAUCUCGGACCAAAUGAUGAAAAUAAGCUUUUGAGAGUUCUAAAAGAGCACAAAACUGCAAUUGGGUGGAGCAUUGCAGCUAUCAAAGGCAUAAGUGUUGUUAAAAUCCCAACACUGUGCAUGCACAAGAUAUUAUUGGAAGACAAUGCAAUGCCUAAGAGGGAUGCCCAAAGAUGUCUUAAUCCAAACAUGAAGGAGGUGAAGUCAGGUAUCACGGUGGUGAAGAAUGAAGCAAACGAACUUGUACCUACACGGAUGACCACGGGCUGGAGAGUUUGCAUUGAUUAUAGGAAGCUCAACACAGCGCCAAGCAAAGAUCACUUUCCUCUUCCAUUCAUUGAUCAAAUGCUUGAGAGAUUAGCUGGCCAUAGCCACUAUUGCUUCCUUGAUGGAUAUUCAGGCUACAACCAAAUCGCCAUAGCCCCAGAGGAUCAAGAGAAGACGACCUUCACAUGUCCCUUUGGCACUUUCUCUUAUAGGAGGAUGCCUUUUGGUCUCUGUAAUGCCCCAGCCACUUUUCAAAGGUGCAUGAUGAGCAUUUUCUCCGACAUGGUAGAAAGGUUCAUUGAGGUAUUCAUGGAUGACUUCUCUGUCUUUGGUGAUUCUUUUGAUCAAUGCUUGCAUAACUUAUCCAAGGUGUUGGCUAGAUGUGAACAUACUACCCUUGUGCUUAAUUGGGAAAAAUGUCAUUUUAUGGUUAACCAAGGCAUAGUUCUUGGUCAUGUCAUCUCUAGUAAAGGAAUUGAGGUAGAUAAAGCUAAGAUUGAUUUGAUUGCCUCUAUGCCCUCACCUACUUCUGUCAAAAAAGUACGUUCUUUCCUUGGCCAUGCAGGUUUCUAUAGGCGUUUCAUUAAGGAUUUUUCUAAGAUUGCAAGGCCUAUGUGCAAUCUCCUUGCCAAGGACAUGGAUUUUGUGUUUGAUCAAGACUGUGAGAAUGCUUUCAAUGCUUUGAAGAAGAUGCUCACAACUGCCCCAAUCAUUAUACCACCAGAUUGGAGCUUGCCUUUUGAAUUGAUGUGUGACGCCUCAGAUUAUGCUGUUGGAGCUGUUUUGGGACAGCGAGUUGAUAAGAAGCCACAUGCCAUCUACUAUGCUAGUAGAACCCUCAACGAUGCCCAACUCAACUAUUCCACCACAGAGAAGGAGUUGUUAGCUGUCAUAUUUGCUUUAGAGAAGUUCAGAUCAUAUUUGAUUACUAACAAGGUUAUUGUUUACACUGAUCAUGCAGCAUUGAAAUACUUGUUAGCUAAGAAGGAUGCCAAACCACGACUCAUUAGAUGGAUUCUCUUGUUGCAAGAGUUUGACUUGGAGAUAAAAGAUAAGAAAGGAAGUGAGAAUGUCGUGGCUGAUCACUUGAGUAGAUUGGUGCAUGUAUCUAACGAAGAGGAGGAUUCAUUGCCAUUGCGUGGAAGCUUCCCUGAUGAGCAACUCUUCUCCAUUUAUGCUUUGAAUUCUCUCAAUCCAUUGCCUUGGUUUGCUGAUAUUGUUAACUAUUUGUGCACUAACGAACUCCCUACAAGGUUAUCUACUUUCCAACGUGACAAGCUUAGGAAGCAAGCAAGAUACUACUUUUGGGAUGAUCCCUAUCUAUUCAAGCAUUGUCCAGACCAAGUAAUUCGAAGGUGUGUGCCUGAAGGUGAUUUUAAGAGCAUUCUGGAGUUUUGUCAUUCCCACGCAUGCGGAGGCCAUUUUGGAGCAAAGAAGACUGCCAGCAAAGUGCUACAAUCAGGUUUCUUUUGGCCUACCCUUUUUAAGGAUGCUUAUGUUUUUUGUGCUUCAUGUGAUAGAUGCCAACGGAUGGGUAAUUUACAUGCUAGAAAUCAGAUGCCUCUCACCAAUAUCUUAAUCAUUGAUAUAUUUGAUGUUUGGGGAAUUGAUUUCAUGGGCCCUUUUCCUACCUCUUAUGGAUUUGAAUAUAUAUUAGUUGCUGUCGAUUAUGUUUCUAAAUGGGUGGAAGCCAUUGCCACUAGAACUAAUGAUGCUAAGGUUGUGAUCGGUUUUCUCAAAGGAAAUAUUUUUACAAGGUUUGGCACACCUAGAGCAAUCAUUAGUGAUGGUGGCUCCCACUUUGUUAACCAAGCUUUUGCAGCACUCUUGAAGAAAUAUGGAAUCACACAUAAGGUGGCAACACCCUAUCAUCCUCAAACUAGUGGGCAGGUUGAGAUAAGCAAUAGGGAGAUUAAGCACAUACUUGAAAAGACAGUGAACACCACAAGGAAGGAUUGGUCCAUGCGUUUGGAUGAUGCAUUGUGGGCUUAUAGGACUGCUUAUAAGACCCCUAUAGGUAUGUCUCCGUAUAGACUUGUUUUCGGUAAACCUUGUCACUUACCAGUGGAGCUUGAGCACAGGGCUUAUUGGGCAAUCAAAGCCUUCAAUUUUGAUAUGAAAGCCGCUGGUGAGAAGAGGAGGCUUCAACUCAAUGAGCUGGAGGAGUUGCGACAUGAAGCAUAUGAGAACGCGAAGCUUUACAAGGAGAAAACAAAGCAAUAUCACGACAAGAAAAUUCUUAGGAAGACGUUUGAGAAAGGGCAGAAGGUUCUCUUAUUCAAUUCACGCCUUAAGCUCUUCCCAGGUAAGCUUCGUUCUCGGUGGAUUGGCCCUUUUGUUAUUACUAAUGUGUUUAAUCAUGGCGCAGUGGAGAUUCAAAACAUUAAGGAUGGCAGCACCUUCAAGGUGAAUGGACAUCGGUUGAAACCUUACUUUGAUGCCAACUUUGAUGCCAAUAUUGAGUCUCAAGCACUCAAGGAGCCUCCACCACUCUCUUAA